Molecule: messenger RNA, 1059 nt
Organism: Hansenula anomala
Lineage: Eukaryota; Fungi; Ascomycota; Saccharomycetes; Phaffomycetales; Wickerhamomycetaceae
Exons: 1
Coding region: 1-1059 (352 amino acids)
Source: RefSeq, a predicted model, not a curated record
AUGUCCCAAAGAUUGAUCAAAAGACUCUAUUCCACGAAAUCAAAAGUUGAAGAUGCCUUCACAAGGCGUUUAGCAGAACUAGAGAAUGAGAUUGUGAAGGAAACUGAUCCUUUAUUAGGAUCUCAGCACAAAUCGUUAAUAGAUAAAGAUGAACGAUUAAUCAAGCUAUCCAAUGAGCUUGACCAAAAGAGGUUUGAGCAUCAAAAUCAAAAGUUGAUUUACGCCUCCAAGAUUCCUUCAUAUGCUGGAAAACAGUCAAGAGAUAUCGCAUUUUCACAACCUUGGACAGGUCAAGAGUCUCAACAGGAUUCAUCAUUGCGGAUGUUGGUGGAUAAGCAUAAGCCAUUCAAGGUCAAGUCAGAAGUAAGAAAGCUUGCAAGUGCUAAGGAAACUGUCCUAGAUUACAGAAUAAACAAGAACGCUGAACCUGAGACCGAUGCUGAUGGUAAGUUUAGAGAGCUUUACAAGGAAAAAUUCACACCUAUCGGUUCUUUCGAUAAGAUCAGAAGUGUUGCUGAUGCUCGUAUUGAAGAGCAUAUGAAGCAAGGUGGGUUCAAAAAUAUACCCAGAGGCAAAAAAAUAGAAGGAAUAGAGGUGAGUGCUUAUGUUGAUCGUACUGAGCAUCAUUUGAACAACAUCCUGGUUAAUCAAAAUGUGGUACCUCCAUGGAUAGAGAAGCAAGGUGGUGUUAAUCUUGAAAUUGCAAUUUUUAGAAAAGAACUGAUUGAUAAAUGGAAAAGUUAUAUAACGUCCAACUACAACGAAGAUCAUAAAAGAAUGCAAAAAGAUUUCGAAGCUUCUGCUAAGGGAGAAUAUGAGCACAAGAUUAAGAGGCUGAAUAGCUCUAUAAGGACUUAUAAUCUUCAAGCACCUAUGCCAACACAAAAGUUUUAUGCCAUACAUGAAAAGGAAUUUCAAAGAUGUUUUGAAGCUGUUGAUGUGAAGCAGGUAUUAAUCGAGCAUGAAGAAGAGUUAUUGAGAAGAAAGAUUAAAAAUAGUGCGCAAAAUAACCAAUCAGCUUCUACAUCCUCAUUCUUCAGUUUCUGGAAUUGGAAGUAA